UAUCCUCAAAGUUUAUUUGGUCGGGUUGGGCAAAACCUAACAAAAAAAGGGCAUAAAAAAGAAAGACAUAUCUGAUCAACCCGACCCACUUUAACCUCUUUGUUGGCCGCGUAACCUGUUCGCACGCGGCCAUCUCACAAAGAACAUACAUUAAACAAAACCCACAAGAACCAAGAAAGAAGAAUUCUAGUUUGCAGACACAAGCCACAUCUUCGUAACACAUUAGCUUUAUACACACGUCAAGUGAUAUAUAUGAAAAAUGGUGAGAAUAAGAGAAAACCUUACAUUGUCAGUCUCAACACCGGCGCUUCGUGAGGUCAGAACGGCAGCAACGACGCCUGUAGCCUCACAGAAGCCAAAACAACGGUUAACGGAACAACUAUCUAUGUGUGAGUCACCACGAGACAUUGCUUGGGAAAGAAGAAAACGUCAGAUGAUAAUGAUUCAAGAGAAGAAGAUGCUUCAUAAAGGCGUUUCGGACCAUCUUAGUGAACAGAAGAAACUAACCGAUGAGGAUUUAAACGAGCUUAAAGGAUCCAUUGAGCUAGGUUUCGGUUUCAAUGAAGAAGCAGGACAAAAGCUAUGUAGUACAUUACCAGCUCUUGAUCUUUACUUUGCAGUGAAUCGUCAGCUCUCACCUCUCCCUUCACCUAGCAGCAGCCGUAGCAGCAGUGCAUGUGCAUCAGCUUUCUCGAUGAGUAUACCUUGUAGCCCAAAGAAAACUGAUUCAGAUUCAUUGAAGAUCGUGUGUCCAGGAGACAAUCCUCAACAAGUGAAGCAGAGAUUGAGACAUUGGGCACAAGCAGUUGCAUGUUCUGUAAUGCAGUCAUAUUGAUAAGUGUAUAUGUGAUUGUAAGCUCAAUCACUCAGAUUUUCUUUUAAGAGAUAGGAAGUACAAGAAUCCUUUAUGGCUGUGUAUAUACUUUAAAGGGAACAAAAGAUAAUAAACAAUAAAGCCUUUCUUGUUCAUAAACUGUAUACCGAAAGAUAUCCAUAUGGCCUUGGCUUGGGUAAUAAUAAUAAA
Molecule: messenger RNA, 1024 nt
Organism: Brassica oleracea var. oleracea
Lineage: Eukaryota; Viridiplantae; Streptophyta; Magnoliopsida; Brassicales; Brassicaceae
Exons: 2
Coding region: 260-835 (191 amino acids)
Source: RefSeq, a predicted model, not a curated record